GUGCAGAGAACGCUCGGCCAGGGUGUAUGUUCCUUCAUCACGAGCAGCAACCUCUAUUUCAGGCUUCCAGUGUGGCCUGCCUCUACUGCGACGCAGCGGAAGCGACUGCUCUGACCGCCCUGGGCGGCACAGCAGCGGUGCCGGUGUUCUGGGGCCAGGGUGGAGGUGCGAAGGAGUUGGGACCGAGGGAAAAAGGGGGGAAGAAAAAGGCUUGGGGAAAAUGUGUGGAAUCAUGGGGAAAACAUCAAAUUUUUUUGGGAGAGAUGGAUGGAAAAUGGGAGCUGGAGUGA
Cladocopium goreaui is the source of this 290-nucleotide messenger RNA. Lineage: Eukaryota; Dinophyceae; Suessiales; Symbiodiniaceae. The record is from the annotation of a GenBank genome assembly.